This is a messenger RNA of Camelina sativa (false flax), 1632 nucleotides long. RefSeq names its product 1-deoxy-D-xylulose 5-phosphate reductoisomerase, chloroplastic. Gene Ontology annotation, molecular function: manganese ion binding; 1-deoxy-D-xylulose-5-phosphate reductoisomerase activity; NADPH binding. NCBI's taxonomy places the organism in Eukaryota, Viridiplantae, Streptophyta, Magnoliopsida, Brassicales, Brassicaceae. The record is from RefSeq and is a predicted model, not a curated record. Gene Ontology annotation, biological process: isoprenoid biosynthetic process.
UUUCUUUCUCUCAUAAUCGAGAGUACGCGCGGUUCUCUAGAAAAUAUUCGAUUUUUUUUUAAUAGAGACUGAUAUGAUGAUGACUCUUAACUCAAUACCUCCCUCUGAAUCCUUUGCUCUUUCUUUCUUGGAUACCUCCUCCAGGUUCAAUCUAACCCCUAAACUCCCAGGUGGGUUUAGUUCGAGGCAGAGGAAUCAACGGAGAGGGUUUGGAAAAGGUGUCAAGUGUUCAGUGAAAGUGCAGCAGCAACAAUCUUCUCCUCCUCCAGCAUGGCCUGGGAGAGCUGUUCCUCCUGAGGUACCUCGUCAAUCUUGGGAUGGACCAAAACCCAUCUCUAUCGUUGGAUCUACUGGUUCUAUUGGCACUCAGGUAAGGAGAUUUAAACCUGAGUUGGUUGCUCUUAGAAACGAGUCAUUGAUCGAUGAGCUUAAAGAAGCAUUAGCGGAUUUGGACUACAAACCUGAGAUUAUUCCAGGGGAGCAAGGAGUGAUUGAGGUUGCUCGACACCCUGAAGCUGUAACUCUUGUUACCGGAAUAGUUGGUUGUGCUGGACUAAAGCGUACGUUUGCUGCAAUCGAAGUAGGAAAGGACAUUGCUCUUGCAAACAAGGAGACAUUAAUCGCAGGUGGUCCAUUCGUGCUUCCGCUUGCCAAGAAACAUAAUAUUAAGAUUCUUCCGGCAGAUUCAGAACAUUCUGCUAUAUUUCAGUGUAUUCAAGGUUUGCCUGAAGGCGGUCUGCGCAAGAUAAUCUUGACUGCAUCUGGUGGAUCUUUUAGGGAUUGGCCUGUUGAAAAGCUGAAGGAAGUUACAGUAGCUGAAUCGUUGAAUCAUCCAAUCUGGACGUCCAUGGGAAAGAAAGUCACUAUAGACUCAGCUACGCUUUUCAACAAGGGUCUUGAGGUCAUUGAAGCACAUUAUUUGUUUGGAGCUGAGUAUGACGAUAUAGAGAUUGUCAUUCAUCCUCAAAGUAUCAUACACUCCAUGAUUGAAACAGAGGAUUCAUCUGUAAUUGCUCAAUUGGGUUGGCCUGAUAUGCGUAUACCGAUUCUCUACACCUUGUCAUGGCCCGAUAGAGUUCCAACUUCUUAUCCAAGACUUGACUAUUGCAAACUUGGUUCGUUGACUUUCAAGAAACCAGACAAUGUGAAAUACCCAUCCAUGGAUAUUGCUUAUGCUGCUGGACGAGCUGGAGGCACAAUGACUGGAGUUCUCAGUGCUGCCAAUGAGAAAGCCGUUGAAAUGUUCAUUGAUGAAAAGAUAAGCUAUUUGGAUAUCUUCAAGGUUGUGGAAUUAACAUGCGAUAAACAUCGUAACGAGUUGGUAACAUCACCUUAUCUUGAAGAGAUUCUUCACUAUGACUCGUGGGCGCGUGAAUACGCGGCGACGGUGCAGGUUUCUUCUGGUGCUGGUUCAGUUCAUGCCUGACACAAAUUGGUUGUUGGAAGAACAUCAGUGGAAAUGUGGGAACAAGAUUAGUGUACAGAAUGGGUUAGUAUUACUUAAUAGCGCUUGUGGGAGGAUUAUGAAUUGUGCAUAUAUAACUAAUGUAUCUGUGAUCCGAACAAGCCAAACCAAUAAAGCCUCCCGUUUAAAAUAAAAAUCCUAUAAUGGUGAAAACAAAUGCGGGUGUA